Molecule: messenger RNA, 288 nt
Organism: Adineta steineri
Lineage: Eukaryota; Metazoa; Rotifera; Eurotatoria; Adinetida; Adinetidae
Source: the annotation of a GenBank genome assembly
AUGAAAGAGACAAUUGCUGGUGACUGCAAUGGAAGACAAUGUGGCUGUUACAACGAUUAUUGCUGGUCUUACGUCAAAGAAAGACGAAACAAUGAUGGCAUAUCAUGGUGUUAUACUCAAAAUAUAGACAGUACCAGUGCACAGCAUGAAUGGCAAAGAUGUAGAAAUGAUCAUGAUUGUGAUACGAAUCGACCAUGUGUCAACUUUGUUCGUCCAAAGACCAGCGAGAAGAAAAGUCAAAAUGAUAUUCAUGGUUGGGGUUUUGGGGAUUUAUUCGAAUGGUGGUGA